UACAGAGCUAGUUCUAGGACAGCCAAGGCUACACAAAGAACACAAAGAAACCCUGUCUUGAAAACAACAAAACCAAAACACAAACAAAAAAAGAAUGGCUCUUGGCAUAGCUGGGACUUCUGAGGUCUAUUCUGAUCAGGCAAGGUCCCUGAGCCAGCUGCAACCAUUAAAAUGUUAGCCCUUGCCCUAGCUGGAGCAGCCUUGAGUCUUGUCUUCGUCCAUGCCAGAGGCCAGAGCAUGGCUCACUGGUGCCUGGCAGCAUGAGGACUGCCCAGCCGGAGGACAUGGUGUCUGCAGCCCCAACUGAGGGGGACAGACUGUCUUGGACACUGACAGAUGGAGCCGGCAAGAGCCCACUGGGGGUCCUCACUACCCCAGAGCCACUUCUUCGACUGCAGAGGACACAGAGGGUGUGGCAGGUCCCAGAGCUGGAUGCUCAGCAUGCCAAGGCCUUUCUUGAGCUGUGGCCACUGGGGAGCUUCCUGGUCAUAGGACAUGAUCCUAGCCAGGUCCUGAUGCUGAAGACGGGACCUUCACCAGGAGACGUCAACGCCUAUCAAAUUCACAAGUUUCCUGGAGGUGUGUCCCUGGAAUCCUCCAACCUCUGCAUGCCAGACUGUCCCCAUCUCCUGGCCUUCCUGUCAGCCAGCAGGGACGUUUUGCCAAGGACCCUGCUCUUGCCCACUCCAACCGUAGGUCCUGGAGACAAGGACACAGAUCCUGUGCGACUUGGCUGCAUCCAGGUCAACACCUCAGGGAGGGUGCUGUCUGUAGUGAACCAGCUCUACCUGGACACGCAUGGAGACUGGGGGACCCCCCUGGCUCCACAGCCAUCGGAGCCAGCCACUGACCAGAAAUACAGUCUAGCCCCUAGCAAGCCCACCCCACAUCGGGUCUCCUGGGUGGAAGAGCCCCUGAAACCGGAAGUGCAUCAUCCUGGCCCAGACUCUCAUCACCACCUGGACCCAGAAGCGUACCAUCCUGGAGCAGACGCGCCCUCGCCUAGGCCUGCCCUAGUGAGCGUGGUGGAAGAGGAGGAGGAAGCGGACAGUGACAAUUACAAAGAGGAAAGGGGGGAGGACCUGCUCACUGCCCACAUCUGUGCUCUGGCCAGGGCCCGGAGCAGCUACGUGGCCAGGCAGUACCGAGGCCUUCGGGCACGCCUCACCUCGAAUUCUGGAAAUCCCUACAGGCCUGGGGACCCGGCCACCCAGCCACUUCAGGAUGUGCGCCAGCUGCUCGCUGAUCUCCAGGAUUACCUGGCAAAGGACCCCGACGUCAGAGCAGUCUUUGGGAACAGGGAACCUAGGGUCCCUCGGGACGAGGAUCUUGGUAACGAGAAUCGGAGGGAAACUUCCCAAGGGAUUGGGGGAUUAGAACCCCUAGGUGCCGACGCCUUUUUGCCAGCCCUGACCGAGGAGCUGAUCUGGAGCCCACACAUCGGGGAGACGCAGCUGGAUGUGGAGUUUCUGAUGGAGCUCUUGGAUCCAGAGGAGCUGCGGGGAGAAGCUGGGUAUUAUCUUACCACGUGGUUUGGGGCUCUCUACCACAUUGCUCACUACCAGCCUGACGCUGGCCGUACACCGCAGGGUCUCAGCUCCGAGGCCCGGGCGUCCCUACGCCAGUGGCACCAGGUACACACGUGGUGA
Cricetulus griseus (Chinese hamster) is the source of this 1649-nucleotide messenger RNA. NCBI's taxonomy places the organism in Eukaryota, Metazoa, Chordata, Mammalia, Rodentia, Cricetidae. The record is from RefSeq and is a predicted model, not a curated record.